Messenger RNA from Chiloscyllium plagiosum (whitespotted bambooshark), 7478 nucleotides. Its product is annotated as rho GTPase-activating protein 29-like. The record is from RefSeq and is a predicted model, not a curated record. Gene Ontology annotation, molecular function: GTPase activator activity. Lineage: Eukaryota; Metazoa; Chordata; Chondrichthyes; Orectolobiformes; Hemiscylliidae. Gene Ontology annotation, biological process: activation of GTPase activity; signal transduction. Gene Ontology annotation, cellular component: cytoplasm.
UGUGCAAGCCCAGUCGCUCCAGCCUUUCAGCGUAAGGUAAAAGACUUUACCUAUAAUCCAUUGGUAAUAUGCUAGGCUUUAUUUACACCAGAAAAAAUGGAAUAAAGCAAUAUGAGAAUAAGCUGGCUUAGAACAGCAUAUAUGAUGAAAGAUGUUAUAGAAGUGAUACCUUUAAUCAGUGGACAACUGGUAAUCUUCUGUACAGUAAAUAUAUUUAAAAUUGGGUGUGGUUAUGUUUGUGAAUUUGGCUAAAGAUUCUUUGUUACUCAGGAAGUUGUGGAAAAGUUUGCAGGAAGUUGCUGGAAGUCUUGUCUGUUUGCUAAAUAUGUUUGGCAGCUGUAAAGAUGUGACAAAAAUAUUUAACCACAAAUUACCAUUUUCCCCAAAAUUUAAACUCUAUUUUUUUCAGAUGUGUUAUUCAGAUAUUUCCUAGGUUAGAUUGCAUACAGCUGAACAAAAAUUGCAGGAAGUUUGCUUCUUUACAACAAAACUUGAUGAGAUCAAAGUGCUAACUGCAAAAUCUUCUAACAGAAGUCUUCCUGCAACCGGAUAAAGUCACGCAGUUUACUUAUUCUGUGCAGUUUGUGCAUUAAGAUUUGUUAGUGAGGUGCUAAAUUAGGAUUUUAUGAUCCAGCAUAGUUCUGUAAUAACUAUUAUAGGUCAUUGCACAGUAACGAAAUGUCAUUGAACAGUUUAACUGCUCGUGCAAUUUGAGGUUAUGGUUAUUAAGCUGGAUAUUCAGGUAAUUAGUGGCAUAGUUGAGUUUUAUUCCAAAUUUCUUAAUUUGUUUGUUCUUGUGGGUUGGCAGAGGGGAAGAACUAGCUAGCUUCUUGAGAAUCGAAGUCUCCAUAAUUGAUUUUUUUCUGAAUCAGUUUGUAGAAUCUGAAAGCAGCAUUGUUUUGUUCUUUAAUAUUGUACUAUAAAGAUUGCAUUAUAGUCCCUUCAAAAGGAAGUUAAUUAAAGAGUACUUUUUAUGCUUAUUUACAUUACUGUUCACCCAUUAGUAUGUUCAGUGACACAGGAAACUGGUGCCUUGACAAGAAUGUAGUCAUAAUUUCAGUAUGACAGAAGUCCACGUAGAUCAUUUUACUUGUGUUUGGAUGAAGGAAACUUUUUGGUGCAUUUUGUCCAUGGAUUUUGUUAUACUGUGUUGGUAUGAUCCACUUAGUGGUUAAAUAUUACAUUAUGUUACUUACAGACAUCUUAAACAUAUGACAUUUUUUAAUGGUUUAAAGCUAAAAAUGUUUGUGUUUUAUUUAAAUGCUGUAUGCUCAAUACAGUAAUGUUGAUUGUUUAACCUUUUAUAUUCAUGGAGUGAGUGCUAGUAUCCACCUUGUACUGCUGUAAUGAACUACAUUUCUCUUCAGGUGCAAACUACAAUGAAAUAAAUGAAGACAAGAGAGAGCAUUUUAGUGAAGUAUUUGCUUCUAUUGACACUUUGGCAUUUACAUUUGGCAAUGUAUCUACCAACAUUAACGGCCCUUCAGGUACUUCCCAAAAUAUAAUAUGAACUUCUGUGAAUCUCAACAGGCUGUUCAACUACCGCAGCCAAGCCUCAUCCUGUUCACAACCAACAUCUGCAUCAUUUCAGACUUCCUCAUGGGAGACAUAGACUAUGGUUCAUCUAUGGGACUUCCAUUGAAUGGACGAAGCCGUUCUUAUGAAAACCUGUCCAUGGGAUCUCGAGGAUCAAUUCAUGAAAAGGAUGACUUACAAGGAGCUCUUCGAGCAGAGGAGGUUGACAACAUGUUACUUAAAAAUGACAGUGGGAUAGAGUCAGCUCUGAUGUAUGUCAAAACUUGGUCAAAAUAUACCAAAGAUAUUUUAGCCUGGUUGGAAAAACGGCUAAAUCUGGAUAUGGAAUAUGCAAGAAGCUUUUCAAAAUUGGCAGAGUCAGCUAAGACCUUUAUUGGACAACAGGAGCACAUGCCAUUUCAAUCAGUGUAUAUGUCUGCUUUUGACUAUGAUGUUGAGUAUUGUCAAGCUCUUCUUCAAACUGGAGCAGGCCUCCAAUCAAAUAAAUUUAUUCAGCCACUUCUGUUGCGAAGGAAUGAACUGGAUAAGCAACGUAAAGAAAUUAAAGAGCAAUGGCAGCGAGAACAAAGAAAAAUGCAUGAAGCAGAAACAUCCCAUAGGAAAGCAAACCUAUUGUACCUUCAACGCCAAGAAGAGUAUGAGAAAGCCAGGUCUUCUACAGUGCGAGCAGAAGAGGAACAUUUGAGUUUCAGUGGUGGGAUAACUGGAACGUACAACAGACAUCUUGAAAAAAAAAGAAAACUGGAAGAAGAUGCCUUACAAAAAGCUGAAGAAGCUGAAGAACAUUUCAAAGCUUCUAUAUUAGAUGCCAAUGAAAAACGAAGCAAUAUGGAAAACAUCAAAAGUGAUAUACUUACACAAUUACGUGAAUUAGUCUACCAAUGUGAUCUUACAUUAAAAUCGGUGACAGUCAACUUGUUUCAGAUGCAGCAUGCCCAAGUAGUCUCCCUUCCUGUUAACUAUCAAUCGCUUUGUGAAAAUACCAAGCUUUAUGAACCAGGACAACAGUAUUCAGAAUUUGUCAAAAGUUUGCCAAAGGAAGAAGGUUCGAUGGAGCCAGACUUAUUUCAAUAUUCAGUUUCAUCAAAUGGUGGGCUUCCAUUUCUUAAAAGAACAACAAAUAGCCCUCAUUCAUCACAAGGAAAUUUGUCACAGACUUCAGGAACCUCAGGUGAUCUUACUGUUCAGUCACCUGAUGUUGAAAAUCUUCAUCAUAUUAGAUCAACUAAUUCCGGAGAAAAGCCAUCAAAUAACACUUCUGAUAUACAAGUCCGGAAUCAUAUGCCAUUUAGAGCUUGGUCCUCCGUCACUCAGGGGAGUGGUAUGUAUAGUGAUUCUGAAAGUGGAGGAGGAAGCAGUGAAUCACGCUCUAUGGAUUCACCCUCUGCUAGUCCAGGUGAUUUCAAGCGAAGGCUGCCCCGAACACCCUCAACAGGCACUAUGUCUUCAGCAGAUGACUUAGAUGAACGAGAACCAACAUCACCUUUGGACAAUGGUUUAAAUGAGAUUGUGGCAGAGAUGACAAGUUCUCCAGGGCCUUUCCGCAAUACUCUUAUGUCAAAGGCAGCACAAACACACAAGUUACGAAAGUUGCGAGCCCCAUCAAAGUGUAGAGAAUGUGACAGCCUUGUUGUUUUUCAUGGAGCUGAAUGUGAAGAGUGUACUUUGGCAUGCCACAAAAAGUGCCUAGAGACUCUAGCCAUACAGUGUGGCCACAAAAAACUUCAAGGACGGCUACACCUGUUCGGGGUGGAUUUCAAUCAAACUGUAAAAAAUAGUUCUGAUGGAAUUCCCUUUAUUAUUAAAAAAUGUACAUUUGAGAUUGAAAGCAGAGCUUUAACUACAAAGGGUAUUUAUCGAGUGAAUGGAGCAAAAUCACGCGUUGAAAAGUUGUGUCAAGCUUUUGAAAAUGGAAAGGAUUUAGUGGAACUUUCAGAUUUGUAUACUCAUGAUAUCAGCAACGUGCUAAAACUGUUCCUCCGCCAGCUCCCAGAGCCAUUGAUUCCAUUCCGUCUUUACAAUGAAUUUGUUGGUUUGGCCAAGGAAAGCCAUAAUAUUAGUGAUGAAAAUGAUGGAAAACCAAUCAUCCUAACUGUACACAAAAAAGCAUCAACCAACAUAGGAAUGAAGAGAAUCCUUUUUAAAGUCAAGGAUCUACUCUGUCAGUUGCCUCAAGCCAACUACAAUACUUUGCAAUACCUCAUGAACCAUCUUUGCAGGGUGGCAGAGAAAGAAGAAGAAAAUAAAAUGUCAGCGAGCAACCUCGGAAUUAUUUUUGGGCCUACACUUAUACGACCAAGGCAAACUGAUGCCACUGCAUCAUUAUCUUCUCUUGUUGAUUAUCCAUAUCAGGCUCAAAUGGUGAAGCUAUUCAUAACUCACUAUGAAAAAAUAUUUGUUUCUUCAUUAACUCCGUUGCCAUCAAGAACUGAAACUUUAUUAGUUGAUGAGAAAGACAAGAUUAUGCCUUCGUCACAGGAAGAAGAUUUCACAGAAAACAAAGAUUAUCCAAUAACUAACAAAGAGGGUUUUGGAUUAUCAGGAAGUGAAAAUGAGUCUUCAGAAAUAGUUGCUUCCAAUGAUAUCCUAAAUGAGGAGAAGGAUCAAAAAUCCAAUAGAAAAUGCAGUGAAUCAGAAGAUCCUGUUGAAUUGCUGAAAAGCCUACAAAAUCCACAAAAAGCAGAUGUGCACAAGUUCAGCAAGUUGACAUCAUUUGAGAAACCUAGUCAACAACCUAUUAAAGUCCAUAUGCGACCUCCCAGGUUGAAACCAGUUAUUCCAAGACCUGCCAGUUUGCCUGUUCCUGAAGUCAUGAUUCCCUACUCACUGAAUGAGAAAACUUCAAAAGGAUGCAACAAUACAAGCAGUGAAAAGGAUUCUAUUAUUGAGGAAAUACCAGAAAUGAAAAGUCCAUCUCGUGCACCUACAUGCUGCAGGCAUUCAUACUAUGAUAGCCAAUCUUUACGUAGAACAUGGGACAAACAGUAUAAAUAUUAUGAUGUAACUCAGAAGACAGCUAUGAUUAUGGCAAAUGUUGCUCCAGAAAACAAAACCAAUGACAAUGUUUUCUCGCCAUCCCUUAACUAUAGUACUGGCAAUAGCUUUGCAAGUAGUUUACUUCCUAAUAAGCCAUAUGCAGUGACUGCGAAGCCAUUAAGGACCACUAAGACUGAUGGCAAUUCAUUAGAGUCUCCCGCCAUUUACGUAUUUCGUCCUCCAAGGACCUUGCAGCCGCCACCUGAUACUUUUUACAAACCUCCUUCUAAUACUAUCAGGCAUACUGGAGACUCUUUGCCCAAACCUGUUGCAGCAUUAACUGAUUCCUCUGAUUCUGUAAAAGGUGGGAAUGGAAUAUUUAAUCCUAUAGAAGAUAAUGAAAAUGAUAUAGCAAAGAAAAUGGCAAAUCCACCAAGUCCAGCCAAAGAAGGCCAAGGAGAAAAAAAACUGACAUUUCAAAGACUACGAUCAAAACGCAUUCCACCAGACUUUGAAAACAGAGAGGCCUAUUUUGUCUAAGGACCAAUUGCCUGAAGUUCUGGUGUUAAUCUACCAAGUUACUUUUCACAUAUGAGAAGUGUUUUAUUUUUCUAAAUUGAGGGAAAUGUGCCAUGAUACAACCCAGAAACACAACUUUAACCAUUAAACUUCACCUCAAGGUACAUCUUGCGUUCCUCGAGGUCAAGCUUAUCCAACACAUGGCUUACAGGUCACAUUGCACUCAACUAAGAAGUCUUAUUAACCAAACCACUCGGGGAAAUGUAACUGGAAGAUUUUUUUUAAGGAGUUGCUGCUCCAUUCAAAGUUUGGUUCUCUUUAUAUGCUGUUAAUUGGUUCAGGUUGAAUUUAUUAGCAUUGGCUGCCAGAGAUAAAUUGUCUGUUUGGAGGAGCUGUGCAAUGUAAUCAGUUUCUUUCCACUCUAGGUCUGAUAACUCCAUAGGAAUAAGGCUCAAGAAGUUUUCAGGGAGACAUUGGCUUGGAGGAGAUUAGAGUGGGUGAGCAGUUUAGGAUGAGAGUCUGAGGAGCUGCUAGAAGUUGGGGAGAAUGAGCGUGUAUAUUGUUGUGGGAGGAAGGAUGGGGUUGAGAGUGGGCAGGCAGUUAGGGAAGAAUGAGAGUGCAGUAGGAUUGUGGAGUUUUGAGUGUGCUGUUUGGAUGGGUAGUUGAGACAGAGCUGAACACUGCUUGCAAAAAUCUGUCCUCAAAGGAGCAAUCUAAAACCAGUUUCAUAAAGAUUCCACCAAGGCCAACUUUGUAUGUUCACCAGAGGUGAACAAGGGUCAGUGUUAGUUAAAUCCAACCCCUCACCCCCAUCCAUUUUCCUGUUGACCAGAACUUGGGGCUUUUUUUUUUCUUCUAUCUAGCUCUGCUUAACUGAAACUAUUAGUUAGACCAGAACUUGGGGCUUUUUUUUUCUUCUAUCUAGCUCUGCUUAACUGAAACUAUUAGUUAGUCCUGCAGCAUGGCACUCAUGGUGGUCUUUCUUUAUUAGUUACUCAUUUGAGUGACCACUUUAUUAGUCAUUUGCUUUCUAAAAUUUUUGUUUACUAUUAUGGUAUCCUGAAGCUUAUUCUGAAAUUUGUUCACCAACUGCACCCCUCCACCCAACCCCAAGUGAGAGAAUGUGCCCCCUCCUCCAUCACUAUGUGAAACUAUUGGAUGACCUUGCUCUAGGUAGCUGCAUAUUAACAUAUGUAUUGGAAUUUUUUAAUAUAUUUCUAAAACUACUCUAGCGUUCUAACAAAAGCUGAACUAGUUAGUCUGAGAUAUUGAUAUCGAGUUUUAAAUAGUUGAUUUUAAAUUCUAUAGUAAUAUACAAGUAAAAAUGUAUAGUUACACAGUAAAAUUAGAUAGUUGCUAAAAUACAUAGCACAUUUUAAGUAGCCAUACUUGAUGGCAAUAGUAAAUGAUAGUAAUAGAUUUUUUUUGUAAUCAUCCAAAGUCUUACAAGCUUUGCAUCCUCUGCUGCCAUUCUUAAUUGUGCAAUCAAAACUUACUAUAGCAAUCUUUAAGAACUGCAUAAACAAGCAACAAGGUAUGUUCCUUAAUGUACAAAAUGUUGAAAUAUUUCCAUAUUAAUGUUUUAUCUAUAUAUGAUAAACAGAGACGUUCAAAGUGCAAAACUUGUAGUCUUUACUCUGUAUUGAAAUAUAUAGUCUAGUCAGUGACCAAAAUGAUGUUCUCAUUAGGGACUGUGUCUUAAAAUGUGAAUUGGAACAAUAUUAUCUUUUUAAUUUGUGCUUCAGUUUAUUAUUUAUAUAUGUUCAUUUUGCAUAUAUGUUUUUGUUUACAUUACCUUUUACACAAGACACUAAGCUAUAUUAAAGCAAACAUAUUAAUUCUUGUAUAUUAAGUGUAUUGCGUUGAAAAAGUCUUAACCUUUGGAAAGUUGCCUUAUGUAAUUUAUUAAAAUCUAGGUUUUAUAUACUAUAUGUAUAUUCUAUAAAUGCUACAUAUAUGUAAACUAACUGGACACAAUCAUUUAAGACAAUGCUGAACUUUUUCUGUUUUCUUUCAUUGUUGUACUAGUCAUGUUUUUACUUGGAUGACCUAAGCAUAAGGAUAUGUCAUAGUGUAAAUCAACAUUGUUUCACAUCAGUGUUUGUAUUGACAUCCAAGAAUGUCUCAGCGUUUCUGCUUUGCAUUUGUAUGUUGCAGUGUUUUAUAGGAAAUGUUUUGCCAGUGAUGCACUGUUCUCAGCAUUCUUUCAGGUGAGAGAGAUUUUUAAUCUUGUGAAGAUCUCAAAAGAAACAAAGGUGAAACAUGGUUACUUAGACAUUAUGUGAACAUUUUGGUGUAUUUAGUGAUGCUUUCAGAAUGAAGUCAAGUUGUUUUUUUCUGUCUUAAUUAUUCUGCCAUACAUUAUACCAUUAUACAGUAUUGGAAAUUCUGAACCAUUGCCUCUUUCUGUGGCAGUAGAUCAUAAUAAAUGUUUUUAGUUCCUGGAA